Symbiodinium sp. CCMP2456 is the source of this 970-nucleotide messenger RNA. The record is from the annotation of a GenBank genome assembly. NCBI's taxonomy places the organism in Eukaryota, Dinophyceae, Suessiales, Symbiodiniaceae.
GACCUUCGCUAUCAUCGCUGCUGCGAUUAUCUCGGGGGCCGUAGUCGAGCGCAUCCGCUUCUCGGCCUACGCCAUCUUCAUCGUGGCCUGGGUCCUUUCAGUGUACGUGCCCCUUUGCCACUGGAUCUGGGGCGGUGGCUGGAUCGCUGAGAUGGGUGCCAAGGACUUUGCCGGUGGCACCGUCGUUCACAUCAGCUCUGGCACCUCGGCGUUUGCACUGGCCUCGUUGCUUGGGGAGCGCAAGCACCGUGGCGAGUCCUUCCCCAGCAACCUGCCCUUCGUCAUCUUGGGUGGGGGCAUCCUGUGGCUGGGAUGGACUGGCUUCAAUGGUGGCUCCGCAUUCGCUGCCAACGGCGACUGUGCCCUGGCCAUCGCCACCACCUACGUUGCGGCCGCGGCCGCGAUGAUCACCUGGGUUUCCGUGGAGCGCAUCCUCGAUGGAGCUCCCACAUCGGUCGGUGCCAUGUCAGGUGCCGUGGCUGGCCUUGUGAACAUCACCCCGUGCGCCGGCUUUGUGGAGCCUUUGGGUGCUCUUGGCGUGGGUGCCAUUGGAGCCAUCUGCUGUGUGUUCGCAGCUCGUGGUCUCAAGAAGUUGAACCUCGUGGAUGACUCCCUGGAUUGCUUCAGCCUCCAUGGCGUGGGAGGAUUCGCGGGUGCCAUCUUGGGUGGCUUCUUCGACCUUGAAGAUGGCCUCAUCUAUGGAGGCGACGGACUGCUGCUGGCCAAGAACCUGGCCGGGGCCGCCUUCGGCGUGGUCUACUCCGCAGCCGUCACUGCGGUGAUCUUCUUCCUGAUGCGCCUCGUCAUGCGCAUGAGGGUCAGCGAGGAGCAGGUCGCCUACGGCAAGAACGAGAAUUCUGGCAAGCCGAAUGCCUUUGGCGAGCACUCCCAGCGCUUCAAGCCCGAGGAAGCCCCGACGCUGCUCACCUCGGCACCUGCCUCUGGGGCCGAGAAGCCCACCGAGGUUUGA